AUGAGGAGGCUGCUGGCCGCCUGGCUGCUGCUGCUGGGCAGCGCCCAGGUGAGGCCCGCCCAGCCGGAGGAGCGGGGCCCCCCGGGGGCGGCCAGCGGGCCCACUCGCCCCACGCUGCUUCCCGCGCAGGUGCGCGGAGCCCCGGCCAGGCCUCUCGCCCACCCAGGGUUUGAGGUCUUGGCUUCGGCCUCCCACUACUGGCCGCUGGAAAACGUGGACGGGAUCCAUGAGCUUCAGGACACAACUGGAGUGUCACGAACCCACCACCUCACUGUGCUCCCUCCCCAUAACUCCACCUUUGCCCUGGCCGGCGGCUCUGCCUACUCAAACCUCUCUGCAACUGUCGACAUCGUGGAGGGGAAGGUGGACAAGGGCAUCUACCUCCAGGAGGAGAAGAGGCUGACGCUGCUCUACUAUGGCCGCUACAAGACGUCCUGCAUCAGCAACCCCGCCCGCUGCGGGCCCCACGGCGUCACCUUCUCCUUCUUCUGGAAGACACAAGGGGGACAUUCAAGGCCUGCCCCAUUGGCCUACGGGGGACAGGUCAUUUCCGACGGCUUCAAAGUCUGCUCCAGCGGCGGCCGGGGCUCGGUGGAGGUGUACACGCGGGAGAACUCCCGGACAUGGGGGGCCACCUUCAGCCCGCCAGGCCCCUACUGGACGCAUGUCCUGUUCACGUGGAAGCCCAAGGAGGGCCUGAAAGUGUACGUGAACGGGACCCUGAGCACCUCGGACCCGAGCGGCAGCGUGUCGCGCGUGUACGGCGAGCCCAACGGCAGCCUGGUGGUCGGGUCCGAGCAGGACCAGGCCAAGCGCUACGAGAACGGCGCCUUCGACGAGUUCAUCAUCUGGGAGCGCGCCCUGACGCCGGACGAGGUCGCCAUGUACUUCACCGCAGCUGUCGGGAAGCACGUCCUGCUGUCUUCCACACCAGCAGGCAUCCUCGCGACCCCCACGGCAGACACACCGAUGCCCACCGAUGCCUACCACCCCAUCAUAACCAACCUGACGGAGGAGAGGAAACGCUUCCACAGCCCCGGAGUUGUGCUCAGUUACCUGCAAAACAUGUCCCUCAGCCUCCCCAACAAGUCGCUGUCGGAGGAGACAGCAGCGAACCUUACCGAGACCUUCCUGAGAGCCGUGGGCGAGGUGCUCCUGCUGCCCAGCUGGACUGACGUGUCAGAGGACAGCUCCGUGGUACUGGGCUUGAUCGACACGGUGGAUGCGGUCAUGGGCCACAUCUCGUCCAAUCUGCACCCCAGCGCGGCCCCAGUGGCCAUUGCGGGCCCCUCCUCCAUGGCAGACUUCUCCGUGGCCCAGCUGCGGCCCAGGACCUUGAACUCCUCCCACUACCGCUUCCCAGCCCGCGGGCAGAGCUACAUCGAGAUUCCCCACCAGGCCUUCCGCCGCAGCCAAGCCUGGACCACCGUCGUGGGCCUCCUCUACCACACGCUGCACCGGUACCUGAGCAACAUCCAGCCGGCCAGCACCAAGAUCGCGGAGGCAGCGCGGUACCCAGGCUGCCUGCUGUCUGCCGCCAGCCCCCUGAUCUCCCUGGAGGUGUCCCCGCCACCCGUGCUGUCCCAGAACCUGUCGGGCUCGCCGCUCGUCACUGUCCACCUCAGGCACAGACUGACGCGCCGGCAGCACAGCGAGGCUGCCGCCCAGGGCCACCGCGUCUUCCUGUACUGCGCCUUCCUGGACCUGAGCUCUGCAGGGGGGAUCUGGUCCAACGAGGGCUGUGCUCCAACAGAGGGAAACCUCAGCUACUCCACUUGCCGCUGCACCCACCUCACCAACUUCGCCAUCCUCAUGCAGGUGGUCCCGCUGAAGCUCGUGCACGGACACCAGGUGGCGCUCUCCUCCAUCAGCUACGCGGGCUGCUCCCUGUCCGUGGUCUGCCUGGCGGCCACGCUGGCCACCUUCGCCAUGCUGUCCUCGGUGAGCACCAUCCGGAACCAGCGCUACCACAUCCAUGCCAACCUGUCCCUGGCCGUGCUGGUGGCCCAGGUCCUGCUGCUCAUCAGCUUCCAUUUCGACGCCGGCACCGUGCCGUGCCGCGUGCUGGCCGUGCUGCUGCACUUCUUCUUCCUGAGCGCCUUCGCCUGGAUGCUGGCCGAGGGGCUGCACCUGUACAGCAUGGUGGUCCAGGUCUUCGGCGCCGAGGACAGCAAGCACCUCUGCUACUACGGCAUCGGGUGGGGCUGCCCCCUGCUCAUCUGCGUCAUUUCUGUGUUGUCUGCCACGGACAGUUAUGGGACCAGUAACAACUGCUGGCUGUCGCUGGGCUCUGGAGCCAUCUGGGCCUUCGUGGGCCCCGCCCUGCUGGUCGUGGCGGCCAACGCCGGCAUCCUUGUGGCUGUGACGCGGGCGAUCGCGCAGAUCAGCACCGGCAACUACAAGAUACACGGGGACCCCAGUGUCUUCAAGUUGACGGCCAAGGCCGUGGCCGUGCUGCUGCCCAUCCUGGGCACCUCGUGGGUGUUCGGCGUGCUCGCCAUCAACAGCCGGGCCGUGGUCUUCCAGUACCUGUUUGCCAUACUCAACUCCUUACAGGGCCUCUUCAUCUUCCUCUUCCACUGCCUGCUGAACUCCGAGGUGAGAGCCGCCUUCAAGCACAAAACCAAGGUCUGGUCGCUCACGAGCAGCUCCGCCCGCAGUGGCCAGGCCAGGCCCUUCAGCUCCGACACUGUGCACGGGACCCGGCCGGGCGCCGCCUCCACCAAGCUCAGCCCCUGGGACCCGAGCAGCCGCUCCGCCCCCCGCGUGGACCUGUCCGCCGUGUGACUCUGCGCUGCGCUCACGGCGCCUGACCAGCCGCCCCGCCAGGGCCCCGCUCCUCGUGACGACUGGACAGCCAUGGAGCCCCAAAGGCGUCCUCGACGCAACACUCCCAGGGACGGAACCCCGCUCAGCUCACGGCCGGGGCGGAUGGCAGCCUCUGAUCUGGCCUUCUGGGGCUGCGCGUCCACCCCUGCGGCGCCCCGGAUGCCUGCUGGUCCCGGGCCCAGUGCCCCUCCCUGCAGGGGACACCAGACCUGCCCCCUGGGCACCAGCAUCCAGCUGCUGCGCCUCCAGAGGGGCCUGCUGGCCCGUGGGGGGUGGGAGAUGCUCUCAGCCUGCAGUAUGCCCCCCGCGGGCUCCCGGAAGCCAGGUCUGGACCUUGCCGCUGGUUGCUGGCCUGAGCUGGCCCCUGGCUGCUGCCCUGGCUCUUGGCUGGGGCCUCUGGCUGCUCCCCUGUCCCCACCAAUGUGAAGGGCCCAUGUGGCCGCGGCUCGGCCAGCUCUUGACUGCCAGGGCGCCCCCAGCCCCUCCCCGAGAAACCCCUCCUCCAGCACCCCACCCCGUGGUGUCGCACGGCUGUGAGCUGCCCGCCUGCCUGCGCCAGUCCCCGUGUCCAGGGGCCCCGAGGAGGGCCUUGUGGCCUGAGCUGGCUUCCUGUCGCCGUGAGCAGAGCGCGAGACCCUCAGGCCUGUGGGGCGGCAGGGGCGUGGCAGCCGUGUCUCCCAAGAGGGCGUCAUCCAGUGGUCCUCAGCCCUCGGCCACGUCACAGGUCCGCGGGGGCUGCGUCCGGGCGUCUGCCCCUGGUGUGGACCGGCGUCGCUGGGCCUGGGGCGCGUGGUGAUGUCGGGAGCUGUGCAGGUGCCAAGGCCAGACCCGACGCUGGUUCUGAGAAGUCAGCUGGGGAGCCCCGGGCCACGGGGCCACGGCUGGCAGUCCUUGUGCCAGCACCACCUCCCCCCCAGAGCGCCUCCCUAUGGCCCCCGGCCCCCCGUGCCCCCAGCACAGGAGGCAGGGCAGCCACGCGCACAGGGUCGCUGUCUGGAGCCAGAGCCCGGGCCUCACCCCCGUGACCAGCCCCGCUCCGCCCCGGCCAGCGCCUCGCCCGCCCCGAGGGAGCACCCGGCACUCCAAGUCCACUCUGCACCCCGAGGCCACUGUCUGCGCCCCAAGAUCACUCUGCUCAGCCUCAGCCGGCGCAGGGGAGCGGGGGUGGGGGCUCUAUAGGUUCCCUGCGCUGGCUUCCGCGGUGCUUAUUAUCUGCACAUAUUUGGCCAAAGAUGAGAAACUGGGGGGCUCUGCGUGUUCGCGAUAGUUCAGAGCGCAGCGGAGCUGAGGGCUGGCCGCGCAGAGAGACACGCCGUGACGUUUGUGGAAUAAAAUCCUGAU
Talpa occidentalis (Iberian mole) is the source of this 4170-nucleotide messenger RNA. RefSeq names its product adhesion G protein-coupled receptor D1 (gene ADGRD1). Gene Ontology annotation, cellular component: membrane. Bases 1 to 2787 code for a protein of 928 amino acids. The transcript is spliced from 25 exons. Gene Ontology annotation, biological process: adenylate cyclase-activating G protein-coupled receptor signaling pathway; cell surface receptor signaling pathway. Gene Ontology annotation, molecular function: G protein-coupled receptor activity. Lineage: Eukaryota; Metazoa; Chordata; Mammalia; Eulipotyphla; Talpidae. The record is from RefSeq and is a predicted model, not a curated record.